This is a messenger RNA of Owenia fusiformis, 1869 nucleotides long. NCBI's taxonomy places the organism in Eukaryota, Metazoa, Annelida, Polychaeta, Sabellida, Oweniidae. The record is from the annotation of a GenBank genome assembly.
CGUUUCAAAGUUUAUUGAAAUUCGACAAACUAAAGAUUCGUUAAUAUGGAACGGGGAAGUUUUUUGCACUUGUCUUUAACGCUUGAUAUAUUUUUGACAACAAAACUAAUUUAUGAAAUCGUAUAUCAUAAAAUUUAAAUCAAAUACUACUGCUGUAGCUCCAGGUAGGAGCUUUCACUUGUACGAUAUUAAUAAUUCGACUAGUCCUGGCACAAAUUAACGCCAAAGAUGUCAUCGAACACAUCUGAAGCACAAGAUGGUGAGCCGUCAACGACAGAGGUAACACCACUGGCAAAAGAAAUGGAAGGUUCUGGUGAUCAAAAUCCCUCAACUGAUCAAGUUUACCUCAAGAGACAAUUAGGAUUGCUCAGCUGUACAAGUUAUAUCGUAGGAGGGAUCAUCGGGACUGGGAUUUUUGUCAGUCCAAAGGGAAUCCUCAGAGAGUCAGGAUCAGUGGGAUUAGCAUUGGUGUUAUGGGCAGUGUCUGGUGUAAUCAGUUUUCUCGGUGCUUUAUGUUUUGCCGAACUGGGCUUGACUAUUCGAUCAUCAGGGGGCUCCUACACGUACGUUAAGAAGGCGUAUGGGGACCUUGCGGGAUUCAUAUUCAUAUGGUUGGAGCAGUUCGUCAGACAGCCAGCGUCACAGGCUCUCAGGGCGUUGGCGGUCGGCCACUAUCUGGCUCAGCCAAUAUAUCCCACCUGUGUUCCGCCAUAUUUCGCCACACGCCUUAUCGGAGCUGUUGUCUUCUGUCUCAUCACACUAAUUAAUUGUGUGCGAGUGUCAUGGGGUUCUAUGUUCCAAGUGGUGACAACACUUGGAAAACUACUAGCAUUGGGUACGAUUGUGUGUGCUGGCAUGUACGCAUUGUCGCAAGGUGGAACAAAAAGAUUCGAAAACAGUUUUGAAGGCAGUACUUCCAGUGUAGGAGGUCUGGUCAUGUCCAUUUAUUAUGGUCUUUAUGCGUAUGCUGGAUGGGAAAAUAUGAACUAUGCAACUGAGGAAAUCAAAAAUGUGAAACGAACGUUGCCAUAUUCAAUCGUAAUAGGCCUAGUCAUUGUGACACUAACCUACAUAUUAGUGAACGUGUCCUACUUAGCUGUGCUGUCUCCCGAAGAACUCAUUAGUGUGGAUGCAGUAGCUGUGACGUUCUCACAGCGAAUGCUUGGGGCCGCCCAUUACUUAAUGCCAGUUUGCGUGGCCAUCUCCAUCAUAGGCAGCCUGAAUGCAUCUAUACUUGGCUGUAGCAGGGUGUAUUAUGUAGGAGCAAGAGAGGGUCAUCUACCGACACUUCUUUCCAUGUUACAUAUCAAAAGGCUCACACCUGUUCCAGCUCUGCUUUUGAACUGUGCUUUGACUAUUGCGUUAUUGUGUGCCCCUUCGUUGACAUCUUUGUUGGACUACUACGUCCUUAUACGAUGGGGCUUGCUCUCGAUUGCCACCUCGACAAUUCUUUACUUCAGAUGGAAGUUACCUGACAUUCCUAGACCGCUUAAGAUACCUCUUGUGAUUCCAAUUACAUUUCUUAUAGCAUGUGCUUUCCUCGUUGGUGUUGCUUUCUACAGGGAGCCUAUCAACUGUCUUAUUAGUAUCGGAAUAGGGGCUAUAGGAAUACCAGUUUACCUUAUAUUGGUUGCCGUGAAGAAAAAGCCACAAAUAAUAUAUAAGGCGAUAGAUACAGUAACUGUUUUUUGCCAAAAGCUGCUCAUGUGUGUGCUGCCAGAUGGCUUUAUAGACAGUGUGUAGAUGUUGACGGCACGAAGAGAUAAACCUUAUUGUCAAAGGCGUAAAUUCUCCCUCUGUCUUUCCAUUUUAUAAUGUAUAACCCGUAACUUUCUAAGACAAUAAUAAAAUAGUAAAAACAAACUAAAA